UUUCUUAGCCAAUGCUGGUAACUACUUGGAAGUAUUUAAAGACUGCUGGCUCCUGGCUCAGGCUCUCCAAAAAGAAUACAAGACACCAGGCAAGGCAACUGACUCUGGUGGCACCAAAAGACAACAGAAAGCUGCCAGGAUGCCAAACUGGGGAGGUGGAGCCAAAUGUGGUGCCUGUGGCAAGACUGUCUAUCAUGCUGAGGAAAUCCAGUGUAAUGGCAGGAGUUUUCACAAGACCUGUUUCCACUGCAUGGCCUGCCGAAAAGCUCUGGACAGUACAACAGUAGCAGCCCAUGAAUCGGAAAUCUAUUGCAAGACAUGCUAUGGGAGAAAAUACGGCCCCAAAGGGAUUGGUUAUGGUCAAGGCGCUGGCUGCCUCAGCACAGACACCGGAGAGCAUCUUGGGCUGGAUCUGCAGCAGCACUCGCCAAAGCCAGCUCGUCCUUCAACACCAACCAACCCUUCUAAGUUUGCCAAAAAGUUUGGAGAUGUAGAAAAAUGCCCUCGUUGUGGGAAGUCAGUGUAUGCAGCCGAAAAGAUAAUGGGAGGAGGAAAGCCUUGGCACAAAACAUGCUUCCGAUGUGCUAUCUGUGGAAAGAGUCUAGAGUCCACAAAUGUUACAGACAAAGAUGGAGAAAUUUACUGUAAAGUUUGCUAUGCGAAGAAUUUUGGUCCUAAAGGAAUUGGCUUUGGUGGCCUCACACAAGUUGAAAAGGUGGAGUAAGCUGUCCCCCACCUAGAACUUUCUAAAUAGUAACACAGGAUAAAAAAGAAGAUCUUAAGAUCAUUUUUUUCAACUUACUGAAUAAAUAAGCUACUUCCUUAUGCAA
Molecule: messenger RNA, 830 nt
Organism: Pogona vitticeps (central bearded dragon)
Lineage: Eukaryota; Metazoa; Chordata; Lepidosauria; Squamata; Agamidae
Gene: CSRP3
Product: cysteine and glycine rich protein 3
Biological process (GO): sarcomere organization; cardiac muscle contraction; muscle tissue development
Cellular component (GO): nucleus; cytoplasm; Z disc
Molecular function (GO): actinin binding; structural constituent of muscle
Source: RefSeq, a predicted model, not a curated record